AUGAACUCCUACACGCAAGGUAAGAUGAUACUCAUCCCACCUCUCUCCCGUAUCAACUCAUCCCACCUCUCUCCCGUAUCAACUCAUCCCACCUCUCUCCCGUAUCAACUCAUCCCACCUCUCUCCCGUAUCAACUCAUCCCACCUCUCUCCCAGUCAUCAGCUCAUCCCACCUCUCUCCCAGUCAUCAACUCAUCCCACCACUCUCCCAGUCAUCAACUCAUCACACCUCUCUCCCAGUCAUCAACUCAUCCCACCUCUCUCCCAGUCAUCAACUCAUCCCACCUCUCUCCCAGUCAUCAGCUCAUCCCACCUCUCUCCCAGUCAUCAGCUCAUCCCACCUCUCUCCCAGUCUCUCUCCCAGUCAUCAACUCAUCACACCUCUCUCCCAGUCAUCAACUCAUCCCACAUCUCUCCCAGUCAUCAACUCAUCUCACCUCUCUCCCAGUCAUCAGCUCAUCCCACCCCUCUCCCAGUCAUCAGCUCAUCCCACCUCUCUCCCAGUCAUCAGCUCAUCCCACCUCUCUCCCAGUCAUCAACUCAUCCCACCUCUCUCCCAGUCAUCAACUCAUCCCACCUCUCUCCCAGUCAUCAACUCAUCCCACCUCUCUCCCAGUCAUCAACUCAACCCACCUCUCUCCCAGUCAUCAGCUCAUCCCACCUCUCUCCCAGUCAUCAGCUCAUCCCACCUCUCUCCCAGUCAUCAACUCAUCCCACCUCUCUCCCAGUCAUCAGCUCAUCCCACCUCUCUCCCAGUCAUCAGCUCAUCCCACCUCUCUCCCAGUCAUCAACUCAUCCCACCUCUCUCCCAGUCAUCAGCUCAUCCCACCUCUCUCCCAGUCAUCAGCUCAUCCCACCUCUCUCCCAGUCAUCAGCUCAUCCCACCUCUCUCCCAGUCAUCAGCUCAUCCCACCUCUCUCCCAGUCAUCAGCUCAUCCCACCUCUCUCCCAGUCAUCAGCUCAUCCCACCUCUCUCCCAGUCAUCAACUCAUCCCACCUCUCUCCCAGUCAUCAACUCAUCCCACCUCUCACCAAGUCAUCAACUCAUCCCACCACUCUCCAAGUCAUCAACUCAUCCCACCUCUCUCCCAGUCAUCAGCUCAUCCCACCUCUCUCCCAGUCAUCAACUCAUCCCACCUCUCUCCCAGUCAUCAGCUCAUCCCACCUCUCUCCCAGUCAUCAGCUCAUCCCACCUCUCUCCCAGUCAUCAGCUCAUCCCACCUCUCUCCCAGUCAUCAACUCAUCCCACCUCUCUCCCAGUCAUCAGCUCAUCCCACCUCUCUCCCAGUCAUCAACUCAUCCCACCUCUCUCCCAGUCAUCAACUCAUCCCACCUCUCUCCCAGUCAUCAACUCAUCCCACCUCUCUCCCAGUCAUCAACUCAACCCACCUCUCUCCCAGUCAUCAGCUCAUCCCACCUCUCUCCCAGUCAUCAGCUCAUCCCACCUCUCUCCCAGUCAUCAACUCAUCCCACCUCUCUCCCAGUCAUCAACUCAUCCCACCUCUCUCCCAGUCAUCAGCUCAUCCCACCUCUCUCCCAGUCAUCAACUCAACCCACCUCUCUCCCAGUCAUCAACUCAUCCCACCUCUCUCCUAGUCAUCAGCUCAUCCCACCUCUCUCCCAGUCAUCAGCUCAUCCCACCUCUCUCCCAGUCAUCAGCUCAUCCCACCUCUCUCCCAGUCAUCAACUCAUCCCACCUCUCUCCCAGUCAUCAACUCAUCACACCUAUCUCCCAGUCAUCAACUCAUCCCACCUCUCUCCCAGUCAUCAACUCAUCCCACCUCUCUCCCAGUCAUCAGCUCAUCCCACCUCUCUCCCAGUCAUCAGCUCAUCCCACCUCUCUCCCAGUCAUCAGCUCAUCCCACCUCUCUCCCAGUCAUCAGCUCAUCCCACCUCUCUCCCAGUCAUCAGCUCAUCCCACCUCUCUCCCAGUCAUCAACUCAUCCCACCUCUCUCCCAGUCAUCAACUCAUCCCACCUCUCACCAAGUCAUCAACUCAUCCCACCUCUCUCCAAGUCAUCAACUCAUCCCACCUCUCUCCCAGUCAUCAGCUCAUCCCACCUCUCUCCCAGUCAUCAACUCAUCCCACCUCUCUCCCAGUCAUCAGCUCAUCCCACCUCUCUCCCAGUCAUCAGCUCAUCCCACCUCUCUCCCAGUCUCUCUCCCAGUCAUCAACUCAUCACACCUCUCUCCCAGUCAUCAACUCAUCACACCUCUCUCCCAGUCUCUCUCCCAGUCAUCAACUCAUCCCACCUCUCUCCCAGUCAUCAGCUCAUCCCACCUCUCUCCCAGUCAUCAACUCAACCCACCUCUCUCCCAGUCAUCAACUCAUCCCACCUCUCUCCUAGUCAUCAGCUCAUCCCACCUCUCUCCCAGUCAUCAGCUCAUCCCACCUCUCUCCCAGUCAUCAGCUCAUCCCACCUCUCUCCCAGUCAUCAACUCAUCCCACCUCUCUCCCAGUCAUCAACUCAUCACACCUAUCUCCCAGUCAUCAACUCAUCCCACCUCUCUCCCAGUCAUCAACUCAUCCCACCUCUCUCCCAGUCAUCAGCUCAUCCCACCUCUCUCCCAGUCAUCAGCUCAUCCCACCUCUCUCCCAGUCAUCAGCUCAUCCCACCUCUCUCCCAGUCAUCAGCUCAUCCCACCUCUCUCCCAGUCAUCAGCUCAUCCCACCUCUCUCCCAGUCAUCAACUCAUCCCACCUCUCUCCCAGUCAUCAACUCAUCCCACCUCUCACCAAGUCAUCAACUCAUCCCACCUCUCUCCAAGUCAUCAACUCAUCCCACCUCUCUCCCAGUCAUCAGCUCAUCCCACCUCUCUCCCAGUCAUCAACUCAUCCCACCUCUCUCCCAGUCAUCAGCUCAUCCCACCUCUCUCCCAGUCAUCAGCUCAUCCCACCUCUCUCCCAGUCUCUCUCCCAGUCAUCAACUCAUCACACCUCUCUCCCAGUCAUCAACUCAUCACACCUCUCUCCCAGUCUCUCUCCCAGUCAUCAACUCAUCCCACCUCUCUCCCAGUCAUCAACUCAUCCCACCUCUCUCCCAGUCAUCAGCUCAUCCCACCUCUCUCCCAGUCAUCAGCUCAUCCCACCUCUCUCCCAGUCAUCAGCUCAUCCCACCUCUCUCCCAGUCAUCAACUCAUCCCACAUCUCUCCCAGUCAUCAACUCAUCACACCUCUCUCCCAGUCAUCAACUCAUCCCACCUCUCUCCCAGUCAUCAACUCAUCCCACCUCUCUCCCAGUCAUCAACUCAUCCCACCUCUCUCCCAGUCAUCAGCUCAUCCCACCUCUCUCCCAGUCAUCAGCUCAUCCCACCUCUCUCCCAGUCAUCAGCUCAUCACACCUCUCUCCCAGUCAUCAACUCAUCCCACCUCUCUCCCAGUCAUCAACUCAUCUCACCUCUCUCCCAGUCAUCAGCUCAUCCCACCUCUCUCCCAGUCAUCAGCUGAUCCCACCUCUCUCCCAGUCAUCAGCUCAUCCCACCUCUCUCCCAGUCAUCAACUCAUCCCACCUCUCUCCCAGUCAUCAACUCAUCCCACCUCUCUCCCAGUCAUCAACUCAUCCCACCUCUCUCCUAGUCAUCAACUCAACCCACCUCUCUCCCAGUCAUCAGCUCAUCCCACCUCUCUCCCAGUCAUCAGCUCAUCCCACCUCUCUCCCAGUCAUCAACUCAUCCCACCUCUCUCCCAGUCAUCAGCUCAUCCCACCUCUCUCCCAGUCAUCAGCUCAUCCCACCUCUCUCCCAGUCAUCAACUCAUCCCACCUCUCUCCCAGUCAUCAACUCAUCCCACCUCUCUCCCAGUCAUCAACUCAUCCCACCUCUCACCAAGUCAUCAACUCAUCCCACCUCUCUCCAAGUCAUCAACUCAUCCCACCUCUCUCCCAGUCAUCAGCUCAUCCCACCUCUCUCCCAGUCAUCAACUGAUCCCACCUCUCUCCCAGUCAUCAGCUCAUCCCACCUCUCUCCCAGUCAUCAGCUCAUCCCACCUCUCUCCCAGUCAUCAGCUCAUCCCACCUCUCUCCCAGUCAUCAGCUCAUCCCACCUCUCUCCCAGUCAUCAGCUCAUCCCACCUCUCUCCCAGUCAUCAACUCAUCCCACCUCUCUCCCAGUCAUCAACUCAUCCCACCUCUCACCAAGUCAUCAACUCAUCCCACCUCUCUCCAAGUCAUCAACUCAUCCCACCUCUCUCCCAGUCAUCAGCUCAUCCCACCUCUCUCCCAGUCAUCGACUCAUCCCACCUCUCACCAAGUCAUCAACUCAUCCCACCUCUCUCCCAGUCAUCAACUCAUCCCACCUCUCUCCCAGCAGACAAGGCAAGCAAGGCAGCCAAGGCAAGCAAGGCAAGCAAGCCAGCCAAGGCAAGCAAGCCAGCCAAGGCAAGCAAGGCAAGCAAGCCAGCCAAGGCAAGCAAGGCAAGCAAGGCAGCCAAGGCAAGCAAGGAAGGCAAGGCAGCCAAGGCAAGCAAGGCAGCCAAGGCAGCCAAGGCAAGCAAGGCAGCCAAGGCAGCCAAGGCAGACAAGGCAGACAAGGCAGACAAGGCAGACAAGGCAGACAAGGCAGACAAGGCAAGCAAGGCAGCCAAGGCAGACAAGGCAAGCAAGGCAGCCAAGGCAGACAAGGCAGACAAGGCAGACAAGGCAAGCAAGGCAGCCAAGGCAGACAAGGCAAGCAAGGCAGCCAAGGCAGACAAGGCAAGCAAGGCAGACAAGGCAGACAAGGCAAGCAAGGCAGCCAAGGCAGACAAGGCAAGCAAGGCAGCCAAGGCAGACAAGGCAAGCAAGGCAGCCAAGGCAGACAAGGCAAGCAAGGCAGCCAAGGCAGACAAGGCAGCCAAGGCAGGCAAGGCAGACAAGGCAGUGUUUCUGUGCCAACCCCGCCACCCUACGGCCGCAUCAGCUGCCGUAGUUGAUGAGUUUAUCGGAGCGCCUCCUACGGUCACGUUUCUUGCAGGCACGUCCGACAAUGUGAAGUGA
This is a messenger RNA of Closterium sp. NIES-65, 4971 nucleotides long. NCBI's taxonomy places the organism in Eukaryota, Viridiplantae, Streptophyta, Zygnematophyceae, Desmidiales, Closteriaceae. The record is from the annotation of a GenBank genome assembly.